Molecule: messenger RNA, 657 nt
Organism: Rotaria sp. Silwood1
Lineage: Eukaryota; Metazoa; Rotifera; Eurotatoria; Philodinida; Philodinidae
Source: the annotation of a GenBank genome assembly
AUGGGGACAAAAGCACAGCAAACGGUUUGUGCCAAAUGCAAGAAAACAAAGGCCAUUGUAACAUGUAAAGGAUGUUCAACAGAUUUUUGCGUCGAUCAUUCCAAUGAACAUCAUAAUGAAUUAAGCGAACAAUUAAGUAAAACUGAAAAUCAAUUCAAUCAGUUCAAAUCCGAAAUCGAAGUACAAAAAGCUAAGCCACAAAUCCAUGAAUUAAUGAAACAAAUCGAUCAAUGGGAGUACGAAUCGACCAAAAAGAUUCGGCAAGUGGCUGAUGAAGUUCGUCAUAAACUAUCAUCUUAUAUCAAUACAUUUGUCAGCGAUCAAGAUAUUAAAUUGAAGCAACUGAGCGAAAAAAUCAUUCAAUAUCGCAAGGAUAAUGACUUCGCCGAACCAGAUAUUCAAUUUUUUAAUGAAAAACUUAAAAGAUUAAAAGAUACUUUUAACAAUCCAGCGAUGUUUAAUAUCGAAUACGAUUCAGUAUCUUUCAUCAACAAAAUCUGUCUUAAAAUGGAAGGUAAAAUUUGUCUUAUUCUUGAAUUUGAAAGGCUUUUUUCACUUCAUUUUUAUCGAAUGGUCAAAAUUAAUUGUUCAAUCAUCCAUAUUGCACUUCAUCAUAGAACUUCUUAUGUUAAAGAAUGUUGUUCUCAAGUUCCAUGA